ACGUGUACCAUUCAUUUAUAAAUUUAUGGAAUUGCUUUAAAACCAAAAACAAGUUUCAACUAAGCAAUCACUUACUCAACAUGAACCUCAGAGUUUUCUUUGUGUGUUUCUUUGUUUUUAUUAUCUUUAGCUGCGGUUUCUCAAUGGCUCAAAUGGUUCCUGCUGUUUAUGUUUUCGGAGAUUCACUUGUAGAUGUUGGAAACAACAAUUACUUGCCUCUUUCUAUUGCUAAGGCAAAUCAUCGUCACUACGGUGUUGAUUUUCUUAAUCAAAAACCAACUGGGAGAUUUAGUAACGGCAAAAAUGCUGCUGAUUUUAUUGGUGAGAAAUUAGGUUUGGCAACUUCACCACCUUACCUCUCAUUGAUAUCAAAGGGCAACAAAAAUGAGAACAAUGUAUCAUUUAUGAAUGGUGUUAGUUUUGCGUCCGCAGGUGCUGGAAUAUUUGACGGUACAGAUCAACGUUAUAGACAAUCGUUACCGUUGGGAAAACAACUGGAGUAUUACUCAAAUGUGUAUGAGGAACUGACAAGAGAAGUUGGAGCAAGUGCUUUACAGAAGCAUCUGUCAAAAUCAAUUUUUGUUGUAAUUAUUGGAAGCAAUGAUCUCUUUGGAUACUUUGAGUCAUCAGAACUUCGUAAGAAAAACACCCCACAAGAGUAUGUUGAUUCCAUGCUUUUCUCACUUAAACUGCAACUACAGCGAUUAUAUGAUAAUGGUGGGCGUAAAUUUGAGAUUGCGGGAGUUGGGGUGAUUGGAUGCUGCCCUGCGUUCAGACUGAAGAAUCAAACGGAAUGUGUUGUAGAAACCAAUUACUGGUCAGUUCAAUAUAACAAAGGCCUUCAAUCCAUGUUGAAAGAAUGGCAAUCAGAGAAUGAAGGCAUUAUCUACUCCUACUUUGACACUUAUGCCACAAUGAGUGACCUCAUUCAGAAUCCAACUGUCCACGGAUUUACAGAUGCGAAAGCUGCUUGUUGUGGACUUGGAGAGUUGAAUGCCAGGGCUCCUUGCCUGCCCGUGUCAAACCUUUGUCCCACUAGACAAUACCAUGUUUUCUGGGAUCAAUACCAUCCUACAGAGGCGGCUUCACGGAUCUUUGUCGACAGAAUUUUUGAUGGUCCUUCAACUUACACUUCUCCUAUUAAUAUGAGACAGCUAGUAGCAGCUUGAAGUUUGCGAUUAACUUAUCACUUCAAAUUACUUCUUUUUUUGUUCGUCAUCAAACAAAAAUUUUAGACAACAAACAGGGGUUAUUAGUUUAAUGAAUAGCAGUAAAGAGGAUCGUCUUUAAGAAACGUGUCGUGCAAGUUUUAUCAAUGCAAGAACAAAAUUGUAAUACAUGGAGGCCAUUGAUUCCACCAUUAGUUUAAUCAUAUCAAUCAUGGAUAUACAUGUAGACUAUUAAUAUCA
Lathyrus oleraceus (garden pea) is the source of this 1409-nucleotide messenger RNA. Its product is annotated as GDSL esterase/lipase At5g55050. Gene Ontology annotation, molecular function: hydrolase activity, acting on ester bonds. Bases 81 to 1169 code for a protein of 362 amino acids. The transcript has 5 exons. Lineage: Eukaryota; Viridiplantae; Streptophyta; Magnoliopsida; Fabales; Fabaceae. The record is from RefSeq and is a predicted model, not a curated record.